AUGCUCAAUAAGCAGAUUGUUCAAUUCCUUUCCAUGAUGCACAUUCAUCCGCCGUCGGCGAAUAACGCCGCUGGCAGUAACAGUGUUAUCAAGAAACUGAAGUUUGGAAAGAAGAAGAGCACUCCAAAGUUUGGAAAUCUACCAGAGUCAGUAUGGGACAACAUCCUGGAUAACCUGUCUCCAUUUGAACGUGUCAAAAUGCGUCGUGUCAACCAUAAAAUCAAAAAUGUUGUUGAUAAACGUAGAAAGCGUGUCCUCUACGCUGACUUCCUCCGCACUGACGUCGACACAAUCCUUCCGGCGGAAAGCUCCGGUGAUGGAGACUUCUUCCGUCUCCCAAAAAGUCCACGUAUUGUGGUCCAUGAAGAGGCACGCAGUAUUCUUAUAAUUGUUGAUACCCAUUGGAGUGUCAGUGACGCUGUCAAAAUGAUGGCUGCAAUUCGUUAUUACGGUGUCAGUGCGCACACAGUUACUUUGGAUGCCUCCCUUGCUGAACUCUGUGUUGCUGCUCAAUCAACCAAUGACAUUUCCUUCUGGUUUGCCUUCCAAUCAGCAAGUGGAACUUCUGAUCCAGUUUGUCAGUCCUCUAAAUCUCCAAGUUGGGUUCCUGAUGAAUUCCGUGUGAGAAGUGUACAAUCUUAUGAGCAAGAUCAAUUGACUGCAUACUCCCAAUGGGCUCCAAGAACUCAGAUCAUUCCAGUUGGACCACUUUUCCCAAAAGCUACUGAGAUAACAAUCCGUGCCUCAGUUCCACAACUUCGUCGUCUCCGUCGCUUCCCAGUCUACCGUAGUCCACUUCAUCGCUCCUUCAUUGACUUCAACAACCUUCAUAUUCUUCGUCUUGUUGUCUCCACCAACACAUCUUCGGGCCGUAAAGGUCGUCAAGUGGCACAAUCUCUCAAAUUGGCUCCAUUCUUGAAAUGGGCGAAUGCACAAAGACUUGCUCACCGUUUUUCUGUACAGUUCGUAUAA
Molecule: messenger RNA, 972 nt
Organism: Caenorhabditis remanei
Lineage: Eukaryota; Metazoa; Nematoda; Chromadorea; Rhabditida; Rhabditidae
Exons: 4
Coding region: 1-972 (323 amino acids)
Molecular function (GO): protein binding
Source: RefSeq, a predicted model, not a curated record